CCCCAGAUUGCAAAGGAGGUGGCAAAACUCCUGGAGAUGAAGGCGCAGCUGGGAGGAGAUGAGGGAAAACACAAGUUUGUGCUCAAGACCCCGAAGGGCACACGGGACUAUAGCCCCAAGCAAAUGGCCAUUCGUGAGAGAGUCUUCAAUGCCAUCAUCACCUGCUUCAAGCGCCAUGGAGCAGAAGUCAUUGAUACACCAGUGUUUGAGCUGAAGGAGACGCUGACGGGGAAAUAUGGUGAAGACUCAAAGCUCAUCUAUGACCUGAAAGAUCAAGGAGGAGAGCUGCUGUCCCUGCGCUAUGACCUGACAGUGCCCUUCGCUCGCUAUUUGGCCAUGAACAAGAUCACCAACAUCAAGCGUUACCACAUCGCCAAGGUCUACAGGCGGGACAACCCGGCCAUGACCAGGGGCCGCUACAGGGAGUUCUACCAGUGUGAUUUUGACAUCGCCGGGCAGUUCGACCCGAUGAUUCCCGACGCCGAGUGCCUGAAGAUCGUGCACGAGAUCCUGAGUGACCUGCAGCUCGGGGACUUUCUCAUUAAGGUCAACGAUCGGCGCAUCCUCGAUGGGAUGUUUGCAGUUUGUGGUGUCCCAGACAGCAAGUUCCGAACGAUCUGCUCCAGCGUGGACAAACUGGAUAAGAUGCCGUGGGAAGAAGUGAGGAGCGAGAUGGUAGGAGAGAAGGGGCUCUCCCCCGAGGCUGCGGAUCGCAUCGGGGAGUAUGUCCAGCUUCACGGUGGCCUGGACCUGAUCGAGCGGCUUCUGCAGGACCCCAAGCUGUCCCAGAACAAGCUGGCCAAGGAGGGGCUGGGGGACAUGAAGCUGCUGUUUGAGUACCUGACCCUGUUUGGCAUCACAGGGAAGAUCUCCUUUGACCUGAGCCUGGCGCGGGGUCUGGACUAUUACACGGGAGUGAUCUUUGAGGCUGUCCUGCUGCAGCAGGAGAACGACCACGUGGAGGAGUCGGUCGGCGUUGGGAGCGUGGCUGGAGGCGGUCGCUACGACGGGCUGGUGGGGAUGUUUGAUCCCAAGGGCCGGAAGGUGCCCUGUGUGGGGGUCAGCAUUGGGAUCGAGCGGAUCUUCUCCAUCCUAGAGCAGAGAGUGGAGGCCUCUGAAGAAAAGAUCAGGACAACGGAGACACAGGUGCUGGUGGCCUCUGCCCAAAAGAAGCUCCUUGAAGAGCGGCUGAAGCUCAUUGCUGAGCUGUGGGAUGCUGGAAUCAAGGCAGAAGUGCUGUACAAGAAGAACCCCAAGCUGCUGAACCAGCUGCAGUACUGUGAGGAGACAGGCAUCCCCCUUGUUGCCAUCGUGGGUGAGCAGGAGCUCAAGGAUGGAGUCAUCAAGCUGCGGGAUGUGGCCACCAGGGAGGAGGUCAACGUUCGCAGGGAGAGCCUGGUGGAGGAGAUCAGGAUGCGCACGAGCCGGCCCUGAGCCCCCUGGGGACACGUCUCCUUGGUUUGCUGGAUUCCCGCUGAUGCGUCUCCUCCCGUCAAUGCCUCUGCCGGGCCACGGGGGUGUGGGGUCGGGGGGGGUCCUUUGAAAGCUGUAUUUAUUAUUGUCUUGUGCCCUCCCUGUCCCGGUGGGAC
This is a messenger RNA of Calidris pugnax (ruff), 1589 nucleotides long. RefSeq names its product histidine--tRNA ligase, cytoplasmic. The record is from RefSeq and is a predicted model, not a curated record. NCBI's taxonomy places the organism in Eukaryota, Metazoa, Chordata, Aves, Charadriiformes, Scolopacidae. Gene Ontology annotation, biological process: mitochondrial translation; histidyl-tRNA aminoacylation. Gene Ontology annotation, molecular function: ATP binding; identical protein binding; histidine-tRNA ligase activity. The transcript has 12 exons. Gene Ontology annotation, cellular component: mitochondrion; cytoplasm. The coding region runs from base 37 to 1434 and encodes 465 amino acids.